Messenger RNA from Porites evermanni, 321 nucleotides. The record is from the annotation of a GenBank genome assembly. NCBI's taxonomy places the organism in Eukaryota, Metazoa, Cnidaria, Anthozoa, Scleractinia, Poritidae.
AUGUUUGACUCCACCAGUUCAAGCAGUUUCACCUCAGAACUAGUUAAUGAACUGGUGUUACAUGCAUCCUCUGUUUUUUCUUUGUCAGACAUUCUCAAACGCUUCCCAGUAUUUAGCCUGGGUCAUGCCAAGUUGAUUUUACAAAUUUUCCAAGAAAUUUUUGAAGACAUUCCAUACUUUGAUGAAAUGAUGGCAACAGUUGUACCUAAUGACCUAUUUUUCAUGGACUUAUAUUAUGACUGUGAUGAAACGGAACACAUCUCAACUGAGUCAGAUUCCGAUCCAGAUAGAAUUAACACAGAAGAACUAGAAAAUGUGUAG